Messenger RNA from Piliocolobus tephrosceles (Ugandan red Colobus), 1531 nucleotides. RefSeq names its product ChaC glutathione specific gamma-glutamylcyclotransferase 1 (gene CHAC1). The transcript is spliced from 3 exons. The coding region runs from base 13 to 807 and encodes 264 amino acids. Lineage: Eukaryota; Metazoa; Chordata; Mammalia; Primates; Cercopithecidae. Gene Ontology annotation, cellular component: cytoplasm. Gene Ontology annotation, biological process: glutathione catabolic process. Gene Ontology annotation, molecular function: glutathione specific gamma-glutamylcyclotransferase activity. The record is from RefSeq and is a predicted model, not a curated record.
AAGGGCGCCUCCAUGGGGGGCGCUCAGCUGGAGCGACCGAGCGGUGCCAGGCCAGGUGUGUGCGUCCGUCGGUCUUUCCGUGCCCACGCCGGAGACCAGCCCCGGAGGCCGCCUGGGCCUAUCCCUGUGCCCGGCACCAUGAAGCAGGAGUCUGCAGCCUCGAACACCCCGCCCGCCUCGCAGUCCCCUACACCGUCCGCUCAGUUCCCCCGAAACGACGGCGACCCUCAAGCUCUGUGGAUUUUCGGGUACGGCUCCCUGGUAUGGAGGCCCGAUUUCGCCUACAGCGACAGCCGUGUGGGCUUCGUGCGCGGUUACAGCCGCCGUUUUUGGCAGGGAGACACCUUCCAUCGGGGCAGCGACAAGAUGCCUGGCCGUGUGGUGACGCUCCUUGAAGAUCAUGAGGGCUGCACUUGGGGCGUGGCAUACCAGGUGCAAGGGGAGCAGGUAAGCGAGGCCCUGAAGUACCUAAAUGUGCGAGAGGCAGUACUUGGUGGCUACGAUACCAAGGAGGUCACCUUCUAUCCCCAAGAUGCUCCUGACCAACCACUGAAGGCAUUGGCCUAUGUGGCCACCCCGCAGAACCCUGGCUACCUGGGCCCUGCGCCGGAAGAGGCCAUCGCCACGCAGAUCCUGGCCUGCCGGGGCUUUUCCGGCCACAACCUUGAAUACUUGCUGCGUCUGGCAGACUUCAUGCAGCUCUGUGGGCCUCAGGCACAGGAUGAGCACCUGGCAGCCAUCGUGGACGCUGUGGGCACCAUGUUGCCCUGCUUCUGUCCCACUGAGCAGGCUCUGGCGCUGGUGUGAGGGGCUGAGCCCCUGCGGGGAGUGCCCAUGUGGACAUCAAGGCCAGACACCCCCUCCAGUGCACAAGACAGACUUGCGACCACUUGAGCCCACUGAGCAGACAUGGUAGGUGGCUGGAGGCUUCUCUUUCUCAGCCCCUGCCUGUCUGCCAGCCUCCAGCUCUCCUGCUUUAAACUUACUACUUGAAACUUUAUUUAUUGCACCAUGUUGGUGUGGUGGGCAGGCGGAGGGCCUGCCCUGGACACAGGGGGCCCUGCUGAGCAGUGGCCCCAUCCUGGAACUUGGCCAGAUUCCCCCAAGUGCUGCUGCUAACCCCGUACCACCCAGGCCUCCUCCUCCCCAGGGAGUCUCCAAGAGCCUCCAUCCUCUGCUCACUCAGCCCAGACAUCCAUAGCCCUGGGAAUUCCACCUGCCAAGGAUCCCAGCAGGCUGGACGAGGGAUAGUAGGGCAUGAAGAAAAGGAGCUCUGCAAGGACUGAGGCCCCGGCCAGCCCUUCUCCUCCACUGGUUCCCCAGGGCAGAGCUGGAGCUGAUGCCUGGACACAGCUGCUGAGCCUGGCCUGGGCCUCUUACUCAUUUGGUGGUUUCCUUGUCCCUCUGUCUGUCUAUCUACUUGUCUGGGCCACUGCUGCCUGUGUGUUGGUCUAUUCCUGGGAAGCUCAUCACUACUGGCCCUGACACCUUCCCAGUCUGUCCCGUACUGUUAUCCAUAAAGCUAGCUCUU